This is a messenger RNA of Triplophysa dalaica, 2445 nucleotides long. RefSeq names its product ceramide kinase-like (gene cerkl). Lineage: Eukaryota; Metazoa; Chordata; Actinopteri; Cypriniformes; Nemacheilidae. Gene Ontology annotation, molecular function: kinase activity. The transcript has 13 exons. The record is from RefSeq and is a predicted model, not a curated record. The coding region runs from base 614 to 2389 and encodes 591 amino acids.
UGCUAUCUAAGGCUUUAUCGCACCUGUUCAUGUAUUGUAUUAAUUGUUUAGUGCUCCAUAUAAAGAAGGCCUCUGGCCUUUACAAAAUGCACAAAUGGCUGUGGCGGCUUUUAUAAACAUCCCCUCUCUUUGAAAAAAGAUUUGAUUAUAUGAAAUAUAUGGUAACCAUGCUAAUUUCUGCUGAUUGAUUACCACUUGUAUUACUAUAGUUUUUCAACAUAUAUCACAGUUCGUAUGGUUCCUAUAGUAAGACAAUGGUAAAUUUGUGUUUACGCCUAACUAUGGUAAAAUUAUGGGUACUCUUCGUAAGGGCUGACCUAAGCAUAAAUAAUCGUACAUUUAAGUUUAUUACUGUUUCAUUAAAUACAUAUUAGUAUAUUAAUUAUGAUAAUAUUUAGUGUAUUUUAAACGAAUUAGAACUUUAAAGCUCUACACUGAACCACAAAAGGGACGAAGCGCGCCCACGGUAAAGAAAGCCUGGCGGGUGCGCGCGCUUUAGAGGUGCAUGGCAACGAGGAAGUUUCUGAGGAGCCUAGAGACUGAGCGCGCCGAGCCAGUAAAUUAACACACAAAGGCGAAUUGCCGUGAGAACUUUUGCCCCGUAAACAUUCACAUGAUGUUUGAAUCCCCGCGUAAAUCGACAAACGUGCUCCACGCGUGGUCAGAGAGCCAAGAAGAGUUGCACGAGACGCAACCGGUGUCUCCACCCGGGACGGAAAAAUGCGUCAAGGUGAAGAAGAAGAAAAGAAAACAACAGCGAGGCGAAAUACGAUCCGUCUCGGCCUCUCAUUUACCCACCGACGAUGGCCUUUGCGCGGACGGGGACCGUGCGCAAAAAGAGACGAAAUAUAAGGCGGAUGAACCGAUUGUGCGAGGAAUCUUCCAGAUCGGGAAGAAAAGCCACGACGUGGUUCUCACAGCAAAGAGGGUAACGUGGACCCCCAUUGAACCCGAGACCCCUACAGCUGAACGUGAUGUAAUGAAGCAGGAGGAAUACGUCGAGCUCCAGGACGUGUUUGCUGUGAAGGUAAAACGGCGACGGUCGGCGGGGCAGCAGACAGGCGGUACUCUGCUGGGCAUCACACUUUUCCACUGCAAGAAAAAAGGGCUCAAACUAAAGGAUCACACCAUCCAUCUCAACAACCUGAGCGUGGACCACUGUGAGAUCUGGUUCAAAACUCUCAAAGAGAUCCUUAACGGUUUCAGGCAACGUCCCAAGUCUCUCAAAGUCUUUGUGAACCCGACCAGCCACAAGAAAGAGGCGUACAAAAUCUACCUGGACGAGGUGGUGCCGCUCUUCAAACUCGCUGAUAUUCAAGCGGAUGUCACCAUCACUGAAAGAAAAGGCCACGCUCUCUCCGUCCUGAAAGACUGCUGCUUGGACGACUAUGAUGGAGUGGUGUGUGUCGGGGGAGAUGGCUCAGUGGCUGAGGUGGCCCACGGGUUGCUUCUCCGGGCCCAGAUGGACGCUGGGAGGGACACAGACUCCAUCUUCACGCCUGUCCAAGCAGCACUUCCUCUCGGCAUAAUACCAGCAGGUUCUACUGAUGUGGUGGCCUGCUCAGUAUAUGGAAAAAUACACUCUGUGACAGCAGCAUUGCACAUUAUCAUGGGACACCGUCAGCCUGUGGACGUGUGCAGUUUCAGCUCUAUGGGUCGACUGGUGAGGUUCGGUUUCUCUGCCAUGUUUGGUUUCGGUGGGCGGACGCUUGCACUGGCAGAGAGACACCGCUGGAUGCCACCCAGCCAGCGUCGCGAGUUCGCUCUCAUUAAAACACUGGCAAACCUCAAACCUGAAGACUGUGAACUGUCCUUCAUCACCAGCGGCAGGACCGAGGAUCAGAGGCUGGCUAAAGAACAUGUUUUAAGAGAUGAGCGAAACAGAGAUGAAGACAGCAUUUUUGAGGAUGGCUCUUGGCAGACCAGACAGGGUCUCUAUUUAAAUAUCAGCAUCAUGGCUAUUCCCUGCCUGUGCUCCAUGGCCCCCCGAGGCCUGGCUCCAAACACCAGGCUGAAUAAUGGCAGCAUGGCGCUGAUAACUGUCGGCGAUACCUCCAGGUCAGAGUUCAUCAAGCACUUGAAAAGAUACGGCAGCACAAGCAAUCAGUUUAGUUUCUCCUUCAUCGAGACCCACACUGUGAAAGCCGUGAGGUUGCGGCCGCGCUCUCAGGGAAGCUGGCCCGAGGACAUCACAGAGGAACACGAGGAAUGUGAUUCUAAAACAACACCCAUCAUCUCCUCAGAGGGAACGUAUCCUUGGAACAUUGACGGAGAUCUCUUAGAGGUCCCAUCUGAGAUACUUAUCAGGGUUCACCCGCAUCUCCUCACACUCUUUGGAGGAGACAUAGAGGAGGCUGAGGAGGCACCGGUUAAAUGCAGCUGUAUCUGAGCACACACAUCUCCGUACAUGCACACAACAAUAAACAAGAGAUUAUGCUGUGGUAG